ACAAGGUUCUAGACUGGGUCCUGGGACGAGCCAAUAAUAUCAGUGGUGCUAAUGAUAACGCUAGUAAGACCCAACGCUAUCCACUAUUUAACAGCGUGUGUCAUCAUUAGGGUAAUACUAGCUGACGCGACAGCAAAACUCUGAAAUCUCAGAGGCUUAACAGGAGUUUGUUUCUCAUUCAUGAAAAGUCCUGUUGGGUGUUUGGCUUUCCCCGUGGUGUUUGGCUUUCUCCGUGGUGACCCACAGACCCAGACCCUUCCAGCACGUGGCUCUGGCAUCCCCUAGGGCCUCAGCACGAUUGCCUUCCCUUUGGUGGACGAGGAAGGAGACAAGCAUUUCCUCAUGAGAGAUACUUCAUGGGCCAGGUCUGCGUUCUUUUUAUCUUAAUUCUCCUGGCCGGAAUGUGAUCACAUGGCCGUAGCUGACGGCAAGGGAGUCCCAUUUCCGGAGAAGAAUCGGAAAUGCGUUUUGCUCAACACACGGAAGCGUCUGCCACACCGUAUCCAAGCGCACAGCUAAGCGUGGAUCACCUCAUUGAAGCGUCAUGAUAGAAGCAGGUGCCAUUAUCACCCCAUUUUACAGAUAAGGAAACUGAGGCUCAGAGAGGCAAAGUCCCUGCUCAGCUCGCACAGCUGGCGGGGAGGCAUAGCCCAGAUUGGAGUUGGAUGCCGAAGCUAUAACAUCCAGACUUUUCCUAUGAGGAAUUCAUUGUUUUGAGAAUUGGAAGCUGUGGACAUUGGAGAAUGACACGUACACACAGGAUUUAGAUGUGAUUUCUUGGGAUCUAGAGAACCCAGUCAGACUCUAGGGGGAGAACUCUGGGCAGAGGCAACCUCCAGUGCCCAGGGUUCUGGCAUCCUGCUCCCUUCUCCUUAUCCCUUAGGGCACUGGCUAGGGAGAAGGCACAGAAUAAUUCGGUUCAGUUCAUCAAGCACAUCUGGGGCCCCCUCUCUGCCAAGCCGGGCAAGCAGGGUCAGAGAUCCUGGCCUAGGGGUGUCUGUGGCCUGCCCCCUGCUCUGGUUCUGGGUGUGCAGCCUCUGGAGGGGAUUUCUGGAGGGUGUCUGGAGGUAGGAAAACGGGAGUCCCAGAGUUUGGUAGCGACAGCUCUCUGCCCCUGGCCAAGUUCACUUUUGCCUAAAUUUGGCCUUCGUUGCCACAGCAACUCGGUGGCACUUAUCUUUUGGCCUGGCGUGCCCUGUUUCCUGGUUUUCCAUUUGCAGAACGGAUCUCCUAGUUGAGGGCGAGGGGUCCAGCCUGACUGAUGUGCAUUUCUGCAGUACCUGCUGCAUUCCUGGGUCUGACCUAGACACAGGGGUAGAGUCUUCCAGGGAAAAUGCCUGGCCUUUGGGCACUUCUUGGGAGGCUGCCUGGGCCAAGUGGCAUGAGCUUUGGGCUUCCCACUUCCCUGUGGCGGGUCACUUUGAACAGGUAAGAGCCCUAAGUUCUCUAAGCCUUGGUUUUCUCAUCGGGAAAUGGGUUGAGUUGAGGAUUUAAUGAGAUAAUGCGAAUAUGACUCCUGUGGGACAUGGCAUGUAGAGCAGAGGGCACCCUGAGGUGGAGGGGCCCAUAGGUAGCAGGAGUGAUGCUCAUGCAAACAGGACCCACCACUGCCAUCUCCUUGCUGGCUACGUGCCCGAUGUGGUUCUAACCUCCUUCUACUUUUCAACCCACCCGAUCCUCAGUGACUCUGCGUGGUAGGUCUUUCAGUCCCGUUUUAGAGAUGAGGAAACUGAGGUUCAGAGAGGUACCUUGUCCAAGGUCAUACUGCCAACGAGGGGCAGAGCUGGGACUCCCAUGUGACCCCAGAUCUGCUGCUCAGUCCGGAGUUUUGGGCCUAACUGCAGCAGGCGGCUUCCUUGCCACAGGGCAGGAACCGUGGGAGGUGGUGGGUGGACCUCUGGCCGUGGGGCACAGGGACUGUACAUUUGGGAUUUUCAAAGGAAUGAAAUCGACAUUUAUCAAAUACUUAGUAUGAGCCGGAGUCACACACUCUUUGUGCACACCCCAGUUUUUUGUUUAAAUUCCCAGACAACUCCAUGAGAUCGAUGCCGAGAUUAUCUGCAUCUUACAAGAGGACAGUGAGGCUCAGAGAGGCAAAGUUCCUUUCCCAGAGGCACACAGCCUGUGUGGGGGGUGGGGGGGCGGGGGGAGGAGAGGGGAGUGGAGGCAAAGGGGUGUGGGCGAUUCCACAGCCUGCGAUCUUUGCCCCGAACCCGAUGUGGGAAAACGUCAUCCCAGCACCCUUUGAAUACAUUCUUAGCAAGUCACGUGAUCCCCAUCUGGGUCAGCAAAGGAGGUCUCAAAAGACUAGCCUUUCCCGCCUCCUGAUGCUGACCCCGCCCCCUAGCCUUGGAGGGCUCUAGGACCCAGCAGCUGGGGAGGGUGGACUGUGUGUGUGUGUGUGUGUGUGUGUGUGUGUGUGUGUGUGUGUGUGUGUGUUGAGGGGACCCCCUCAUCUUCAGGUCCCUCCUCCUCCCUCUCUCCAGCCUUUCCCUUUCUCCCCCACCUCUUCCCCCUUUCCUCCCCUCCCCUUCUUCAUCCCUCCCCUUUCUUCCCUCCCCUCUUCUCCUUCCCCAGCCCCUCCCCCUCCCUCACCCCUCCCACCUCGGUGGUCACAUGGGGGGCACCGCCGGAUUUAAGCCUAAUCUGCCCUGUGCUCAGCACAGCGGUCUGGCUGUGGGGUGGGAGAGCUGAGCUAGUCUCUGGGGCCCUGGAGAAGGGCCUGGAGGGGGGUGCCCACAGCUGCCCCCUCCAUGAGCUUGGGGCUGGAGGAAUCGGUGGAGGCCCAGCUGGCACUGGAGACGGUUAUCCAGACCCUGGAGAGCAGCGUCCUGAGGGCAGGCCGGGAGAAGGGCCUGAGCGAGCAGGACCCUGCCCAGGACUCUCAGCUCGCCUGCCUACCUGCCCGCAUCAGGGAGAUCAUCACCCGCAACCUCUCCCAGCCUGAGAACCAAGCCCCGCUGCCGGCCGCGGAGAUGGCAUCAGUGCUGUCGCUGCAGGAGGAAAACCAGCUGCUGCAGCAGGAACUGUCCCGCGUGGAGGACCUGCUGGCCCAGAGCCGGGCGGAGCGUGACGAGCUGGCCAUCAAGUACAACGCGGUCAGCGAGAGGACCCUGCAGUACAAGAAGAAGUGCUCGGAGCUGGAGCAACAGCUUCUAGAGAGAUCUACAGAGCUGGAGCGGCAGCGGCUGAGGGACACAGAGCACAGCCAUGACCUGGAGAGCGCCCUCAUCCGCCUAGAGGAGGAGCAGCAGAGGAGUUCCAGCCUGGCCCAGGUGAACUCCAUGCUCCGAGAGCAGCUGGACCAGGCGAACUCGGCCAACCAGGCUCUGAGUGAGGACAUCCGCAAGGUGACUUCUGACUGGACACGCAGCCGUAAGGAGCUGGAGCAGCGGGAGGCGGCGUGGAGGCGUGAGGAGGAGUCCUUCAACACCUACAUCAGCAACGAGCACAGCCGCCUGCUCCUCCUCUGGAGGCAGGUUGUGGGGCUCCGUCGGCUGGUCAGCGAGGUGAAGAUGUCCACCGAGAGGGACCUGCUGCAGCUGGGAGGGGAGCUGGCCCGGACCUCAAGGGCCAUCCAGGAGGCGGACCUGGGGCUGAGCGCAGGCCUGCAGCUGGCCGAGAGCCGGGCAGAGGCGGCCCUGGAGAAGCAGACACUGCUACAGGCCCAGCUGGAGGAGCAGCUGCGGGACAAGGUGCUCCAGGAGAAGGACCUGGCCCAGCUGCAGGUGCAGAGCAACCUGGACAAGGCCAACCUCAGUGCCAGAGUGACAGAGCUGGCCCUGACAGUGGAGCGCCUUCAGAACCAGAAUCUGGAGAAGGAUCGGGUCAACAAGGCCCUUACUGAGAAGCUUGAGGCCCUGGAAUCCCUGCGGCUCCAGGAGCAGGCGGCCCUGGAGACAGAGGACGGAGAGGGGCUGCAGCAGACCCUGAGAGACCUGGCACAGGCCGUCCUGUCGGACAUGGAGAGCGGUGUCCAGCUAAGCGGCUCUGAGCGCACGGGGGACGCGUCGGACGGCAGCCUGCGGGGGCUCUCGGGCCCCCGGACCCCCUCCCCGCCGCGACGCUCCUCGCCCGGCCGCGGCCGAUCCCCGCGCCGAGGCCCAUCCCCGGCCUGCUCCGACUCCUCCACGCUCGCCCUGAUCCACUCGGCCCUGCACAAGCGCCAGCUGCAGGUCCAGGACAUGCGUGGGCGCUAUGAGGCCAGCCAGGACCUCCUGGGCACCCUGCGGAAGCAGCUUAGUGACAGCGAGGGUGAGCGCCGCAGCCUAGAGGAACAGCUGCAGCGUCUUCGGGACAAGACCAACGGGGCCACCCAGGCUCAUGAGGAUGCCCAGCGUGAGGCCCAGCGUCUGCGGGGCACCAUUGACCUUCUGAACAGGGAGAAGGACAGCCUGGCCCGCAGCCUGCAGGCGGCCCAGCAGCAGGCCGAGGAGCUACGGCAGGAGCGAGAGAAGCUGCAGGCGGCUCAGGAGGAGCUGCGGCGCCAGCGGGACCGGCUGGAGGAAGAGCGGGAGGACACGGCGCGGGACAGCGAGCGGACUCGCAGGGAGCUCGAGCGCAGCCACAGACAGCUAGAGCAGCUGGAAAUGAAGCGCUCAGGGCUGGCGAAGGAGCUGGUGGAGGUGAGGGAGGCGCUGAGCUGUGCCACGCUGCAGAGGGACAUGCUACAGGCUGAGAAGGCCGAGGUGGCUGAGGCGCUGACCAAGGCUGAGGCCGGCCGCGUGGAGCUCGAACUCUCAAUGACCAAGCUGAGGGUCGAGGAGGCCUCUCUGCGGGACUCCUUGUCCAAGCUGAGCGCCCUCAACGAGAGCCUCGCCCAGGACAAGCUGGGUCUGAACCGCCUCGUCGCCCAGCUGGAAGAGGAAAAGGCGGCCCUGCUGGGCCGGCAACGGCAGGUGGAGCAGGAGGCCUGCUUGGCACGGGAGGCGCAGGAACGGCUGGAGCACCUACGGUUGGAGCAGGAGGUGGAACAGCAGGGCCUGGAGGGCUCCCUGCGGGUGGCCGAGCAGGCCCGGGAGGCCCUGGAGCACCAGCUCCCCACGUUGCACCAGGAGCGCUGCCGGCUGCAGGAGCAGCUGGCCCAGCUCUCCCGGCAGCUGAGCGGGCGCGAGCAGGAGCUGGAACAGGCACGGAGGGAGACGCAGCGGCAGGUGGAGGCGCUGGAGCGGGCAGCCCGGGAGAAGGAGGCUCUGGCCAAAGAGCGGGCCGGCCUGGCGGUGCAGCUGGCCGCAGCUGAGCGAGAAAGCCGGACCCUGUCGGAGGAGGCCACACGCUUGCGCCUGGAGAAGGAAGCCCUGGAGAGUAGCCUGUUUGAGGUGCAGCGGCAGUUGGCGCAGCUCGAGGCCCGCCGGGAGCAGCUGGAAGCCGACGGGCAGGCCCUGCUGCUGGCCAAGGAGACCCUGACUGGGGAGCUGGUGGGCCUACGGCAACAGAUGACAACUACAGAGGAGAAGGUGGCUCUGGACAAGGAGCUGAUGGCCCAGAAGCUGGUGCAGGCUGAGCGGGAGGCCCAGGCCUCUCUGCGGGAGCAGCGGGCCGCCCAUGAGGAGGACUUGCAACGACUCCAGCGAGAGAAGGAGGCAGCGUGGCGGGAGCUGGAGGCCGAGCGGGCCCAGCUGCAGGGUCAGAUGCACCGGGAGCGAGAGGAGCUGUUGGCACGGCUGGAGGCAGAGAAGGAAGAGCUGAGCGAGGAGAUCGCCGCCCUGCAGCAGGAGCGUGAUGAGGGCCUCCUCCUGGCCGAGAGCGAGAAGCAGCAGGCCCUGUCCCUGAAGGAAUCCGAGAAGACGGCGCUGUCGGAGAAGCUGAUGGGUACACAGCACAGCCUGGCCGCCGUCUCCCUGGAUUUGGAGCGGCACAAGAGAGACGCCCAGAGCCGGCAGGAGCAGGACCGGAGCACUGUGAACGCACUGACGUCCGAGCUGCGGGACCUACGGGCCCAGCUUGAGGAGGCUGCUGCAGCCCACGCCCAGGAGGCCAAGAGGCUGCAAGAACAGGCCCGAAACCUGGACAGGCAGCGGGAGUCCUCCAUGCGCGAGGCAGAAGAGCUUCGGACGCAGCUGCGCCUGCUGGAGGACGCCCGUGACGGGUUGCGGCGGGAGCUGCUGGAGGCCCAGCGCAAGGUGCGCGACAGUCAGGAUGGCCGUGAGGCCCAGCGCCAGGAGGCCAGCGAGCUGCGGCGCAGCCUGGGUGAGGGCGUCAAGGAGCGCGAGGCCCUGCGGCGUUCCAACGAGGAGCUGCGGGCGGCCGUGAAGAAGGCUGAGAGCGAACGGAUCAGCUUGAAGCUUGCCAAUGAGGACAGGGAGCAGAAGCUGGUGCUCCUCACGGAGGCACGGGUGGCCGCGGGCAGGGAGGCCGAGGAGCUGCGGGCCGGACUGCAGGACGUGGAGCGCUCGCGGCUGGAGGCCCGCCGGGAACUUCAGGAGCUCCGGCGGCAGAUGAAGGUGCUGGACGGUGAGAACACCAGGCUGGGCCGGGAGCUGGUGGAGCUGCAGGGCCGCCUGGCCCUGGGCGAGCGGGCAGAAAAGGAGGGCCGGCGGGAGGCCCUGGGCCUCCGACAGAAGCUGCUGAAGGGCGAGGCCAGCCUGGAGGCCAUUCGGCAGGAGCUCCAGGGAGCCCAGAGGAAGCUGCAGGAACAAGAGGGCGAGUUCAGGGCCCGCGAGCGAGGCCUGCUGGCCUCCCUGGAGGAGGCACGAGGCGCCGAGAAGCUGCAGCUGGACCACGCCCGCAGCUUGGAGCUGAGGCUGGAGGCGGUGCGGGCCGAAGCCGCGGAGUUGGGGCUGCGGCUGAGCGCGGCCGAGGGCCGGGCGCAAGGGCUGGAGGCCGAGCUGGCCCGCGUGGAGGCGCAGCGGCGCGCAGCCGAGACCCAGCUGGGCGGCCUGCGCUCAGCUCUGCGUCGGGGCCUGGGCCUCGGGCGCACUCCCAGCCCGGCCCCGCUGCCCUCGCCGGGCUCGCCGGCCCGGGGCGCGCCCGCUGGAGGAAGCGGCGAAGGGCUCAGCAGCCCCAGCCCCUUGGAACGCAGCCCUGGGUCCGAGCCACCAUCCCCAGGACCUGCCACCUCCCCGGCAUCCCCAGACCUGGACCCGGAGGCGGUACGGGGGGCCCUCCGGGAGUUCCUGCAGGAGCUGCGGAGUGCCCAGAGGCAGCGGGAUGAGCUUCAGGCCCAGACCGGUGUCCUGAGUCGACAGCUGGCUGAGAUGGAGGCUGAGAGGGACAGUGCCACCUCACGGGCGAGGCAGCUGCAGAAGGCUGUGGCCGACGGUGCAGAAGCCCGACGCCGUGUGGACGGGCGGCUGAGCGGGGCCCAGGCAGAGCUGGUGCUGCAGGAGGAGAAUGUGCGGCGCAGCGAGCGGGAGCGCCGGGCCGCCCUGGACCAGGUGGCCGCCCUGGAGAGGAGCCUGCAGGCCACCGAGAGUGAGCUCCGGGCCAGCCAGGAGAAGCUCAGCAAGAUGAAGGCCAAUGAGGUGAAGCUGGAGAGUGACAAGCGGCGUCUGAAGGAGGUGUUGGAUGCCUCUGAGAGCCGCACCAUCAAGCUUGAGCUGCAGCGGCGCUCGCUCGAGGGGGAACUGCAGCGCAGCCGCCUGGGCCUCAGUGACCGUGAGGCCCAGGCCCAGGCCCUCCAGGAUCGGGUGGACUCCCUGCAGAGACAGGUGGCAGACAGUGAGGUGAAGGCGGGGACUCUGCAGCUGACAGUGGAGCGGCUGAACGGGGCCCUGGCCAAGAUGGAAGAGAGCGAGGGGGCCUUGCGGGACAAGGCGCAGGGCCUGUCAGAAGCACUGGCCCAGAGUAGCGCCAACCUUACCAGCACCCAGGACAAGAAUCUGCACCUGCAGAAGGCCCUGACCGCUUGUGAACAUGACCGCCAAGUUCUCCAAGAACGGCUGGAGGCCGCUCGGCAGACGUUAUCGGAGGCCCGGAAGCAGAGCGGCUCCCUGAGUGAGCAGGUGCAGACGAUGCGAGGCGAGCUGGCGGACCUGGAAGUGCAGCGGGCAGAGGCAGAGGGCCAGCUGCAACAGCUUCAGGAGGUGCUGCGGCAGCGACAGGAGGGGGAGGCAGCGGCCCUGAACGCGGUCCAGAAGCUGCAGGAGGAGCGGCGGCUGCUCCAGGAGCGCCUGGACGGCCUGCAGCGAGCCCUCGCUCAGCUGGAGGCCGAGAAGCGGGAGGUGGAGCGGUCAGCGCUGCGGCUGGAGAAGGACCGGGUGGCCCUCAAGAGGAUGCUGGACAAGGUGGAGCGCGAGAAGCUUCGCAGCCAUGAGGACACGGUGCGGCUGAGCGCCGAGAAGGGCCGCCUGGACCGCACGCUCACGGGGGCCGAGCUGGAGCUGGCUGAGGCCCAGAGGCAGAUCCAGCUGCUGGAGGCCCAGGUGGUGGCACUGGAGCAGGACCAGAGCCCGGCCCGGCUGGAGGCCGCGGAGCAGCAGCAGCGGGAGGUAGAGCGGGAGGUGGAGCGCCUGCGCAGUGCCCAGGUGCAGACAGCGCGCACCCUGGAGGCUCGGGAGCGGGCCCACCGGCAGCGCGUGCGCGGUUUGGAAGAGCAGGUGCUCAGGCCUGGCCGGGUUCUGGCCCUGCCCCAGGAUAUUGCAGAAGCGCCCUCGGGGGGAGGAGCGGGAGAGGGCUGGCUGUGACCUCGGGUGUGAGCAGUCGGCGGCACCUAGGACCGAAGUGGUCCAGGGGAUCUGUGCUGGUCUCCAUCAUGGCUGGACACGGGCUCAAGUGAUGUCACUGGAACUCCGUCCCCGUGCUGUGGCUCUACUGUCCUCAUUGUUGUCUCCUGGGUGGCACACGUGGCCUCAGCAGCCCCAGCCUAGGUUAUCCCGACAAGCUACCAUCCCGGAGGAAAGAGGGGGCCUUUUUCCUUAGGGCAACAGCACAAGUCCCAGGGAUGACCCUUCCUGGCCUGCUUAGUCCCUGACUCCUUCCCAGCCAUCCCUGAUCUGACGUGUGCAGGACAAGGCUGCUUGGGUAGGGCCAGGCCUGGGUCACAGGCACCCCUGGUGGGGCUGGUGCCAGGCCUGCCUAAGUGAUGAGAGUGGGGACGGGUGGCUCCUGACAAGAUGCCAAGGAGCAGUCAGCAGCUGCCACGUGGGUCGGGACGGAAGGGGUAGGAAGCACCCUGGUGUUUAAUGAGACCCAUUUUUUCCUGAAGCGGGCAGGAUUGGGUCCGUUCUGGGGUCCCAGCUGCAGCCACAUGCCCCUUUCUCUGGCAUCAGGCUGGGGACCAGGCUGGCCCUACUUUCUCUUUCUUCCCAGGUGUCCACACUGAAGGGACAGUUGCAGCAGGAGCUCCGGAGGAGCUCAGCAUCCUUCCCCCAAACCUCCGGCCCCCCAGGGGAAUGAGCCCCUUCCUGGGUGGCCCCCUGGCCCAGAGCUCGGCUCAGGGUAGGGAGGAGCCAGGUGGCCGUGCUGGAUGCCAGGGACUCUGGUGGCAGCUUCUUAGCGGCAUCUGGGGCCCCACCUCAGUCCAGUCCCCACCCCUGGGAUGAGCAUCCAGGUCACCUGAGUGUCUGAGCCAAAGCCAGGGGGUCAGGGAGACCCCUUUGCCCCUGGCUGGCCCUAGAGCAUGGGCUCAUGGGAAAGAGGAGCGGUGCCUGGGAGUCAGAGACCCAGACCCUCCCCUGGCUUCCCGGAGAUCUCUCCGCCUUAGUUCAGAGUGUUUGUCGGGAAAUUCCUCAGAGUCCCUGUAUUUUUAUACCUUUUUACAAUGUUAACUGUUCAGAACUGUUGUUUUUUUGUAACAAAAGACCCCGUUUUCUAAAAAUGGUUUGUA
Messenger RNA from Acinonyx jubatus (cheetah), 9766 nucleotides. RefSeq names its product ciliary rootlet coiled-coil, rootletin (gene CROCC). The transcript has 35 exons. NCBI's taxonomy places the organism in Eukaryota, Metazoa, Chordata, Mammalia, Carnivora, Felidae. Gene Ontology annotation, biological process: centrosome cycle. Bases 2754 to 8624 code for a protein of 1956 amino acids. The record is from RefSeq and is a predicted model, not a curated record.